AGUCUGCUCUGGGCUCAGUGCCAGGGGGAGGUCAAUAUAUCCGGGCGAGACUGAGCACUGAGUUUACAGAGAGUCACCGGGGACGCUGCACACGCCCAGCCCGGCCCGCCCCGCCCGGUAUAAAACCGGCGGCGGCUGCACUCGGGCCAGUCAGUCCACCUGUGAGCAGCCGAGGUGAUGAAGACGGGCGCCCCUGCGAGGACAUACCGAAGCGCCGUGCCUUUCCCUCCGAUCCACCCGGCCGUGGGCUGCCCCGGGAGGCGGCAGGUGAUCCCACGGGGGCCGAGGACAGGGCAACCCGCAGGCCCAGCGCCGCCGGCCGGGCCCCCUGGCCGCUUCCAGGCCGCUCCUCGCAGCAGCUUUUCCAACUCGUGGCCCGAGGCCAAGCUGAAGCAGGGUGGCCGCCGGCCGCAGCCGCAACCUGCAGGCCCCGGGCCUCUGGCCAGCUCGAAUGACAGCGGACCGGCCUCCAGCUCCGGGGACUCGGCCAGAAGGAGCAGCGGCAACUCGUCCCGGACCAGCCUGAUGGACAGCACGGAGGAGAUGCGCUUCUCGCUCAGCCUGACCCCCGAGGCCGUGCGGGUAAUCCAGAGGCGCAGCUUGGAGCGGCAGCUGCUGGGCAAGGGGAGGGGAAAGGCCCCGGCCCCGGCUCGCAGCAGCAGCAAGCUGCCGGCCAAGCCGCUCCAGCCGGCCUCGGGGGCGCCGCAGGCCCGCUCGGCCUCGGGGGCCGAUAUCCGAAGCCUGGUGAAGAUCUCGCUGCUCAACGAUCAGCACAAAUACGACGAUGUGGAGUAUGAGGAGGAGGAAGAUGUAACACCCGACCCGGCGCUGCUGCGAAGGUGUAUGGAGUGGCUGCAGGGCGUAGAAGCGGCGGCCAGGCUGCCCCGGCUGGUCAGUUAACCCGGAAAGCCCGGGCUCACCCGCCCUGCCCUAGGGAAUUGGGGACGUGGGGGGGCCUGAGCCCGAGCUGCCUUCUGCCCCGCUUUGAGCAAUGAGGUGGGGGGAGGUGGUGGGAAUGCAGAGCCUGGGCUGCCCCCUGGCCUGGGGAGGGGUGGAGGGAGAGAGCGAGGCAGAGACCAGGAUAUCCCCUCCCCUCCCCUGCCCUGCCCUGGGGUGGGGUGGGUCCUACGUCCUGUUCUGCUGCCCUGGCUCCAGCACCUUUGCUACUUCCACGGGCUAACUGAAAACAGUGAGAAUAAUGCUGCUCGUGUUCAUGCAGACUAAACAACUGAUGAGCAUUGCUAGUGAAUACUGUUUCCAUUAACCCCAUCGUUAGAAACUCAGGAUCUAUAAAUCCUAGCAAACUAAAGCACAAAAUGAGGCUCAGUUAAAGUGAGGGGAGAGGCUUGAUGUUUGUAUAACAACAGAGGAAAAAAUGGAAGUGCUGCCAAUUCCUGGGGAAUUGUCCCUCAUUCACGAAAUCUGUAGAGAUUGAAGCUCCUAUGGUGUUUAGUUCAGAGCUGUGUGAUCGAGAUGAUCUACCAACUUAGUGUUUUAUUAAAAAUGAAACUCUCGUGGCUUCUAUCAAAAGAAAUAACCAACCAAUU
Molecule: messenger RNA, 1547 nt
Organism: Carcharodon carcharias (great white shark)
Lineage: Eukaryota; Metazoa; Chordata; Chondrichthyes; Lamniformes; Lamnidae
Gene: prr18
Product: proline rich 18
Exons: 1
Coding region: 178-900 (240 amino acids)
Source: RefSeq, a predicted model, not a curated record